GCCAUGUCAAGGAACAGCCGCGCCGGUAGCACAGCGCGGCCGUCGGCGGCUGGUGGAUCUGCGUCGGCCCGGCGGGCGUGGUUUGAUGCUUCUACAAUGACGCUCGUAAACGUGGCACAGGAGCGAGCGAAAAAGGCGAAAGGAGGCAAAGGUGGCGACGACCGCAAGGAAGCGAGGCAGCGGUCGUCCGCACUAUCGACGAGUUCCGACACCGUCGGUGUGUCGUUCGCUGGGGCUGCGUUCCAAGCCGACUACUUUGCAUCUAAAUUUACCAAGCGUGGACAGCUUGUGUACACCAUUCUUCACGACGUCUUGUCCAAGAACCAAGUGGUGCUGCCACAGGCAGACACAAUAUCGGUCGCAUCGUUUGGGGGCGGUCCUGGCACCGACGCGGCUGGAAUUGUGUGGAUUCAGCGUGACUUCUUCCCUUUGUCGUCGGUGCAUUGCAUCUUGUACGACUACGAAACCUCAUGGAAGCGGUAUGCGAAGACGUUGGAUGACUUGUACGGCAAUGCAGUGUCGGUCUCGUUCGCGCCGUGCGAUGUGACGCACCCACUCGGGACCGACCCAAACCGUCGCGUCACGGACAUCGAGUCAAUGGACGUCCUUUUAUUCUGCUUUGUGUGCCAUGAAACGUCAGCACGACAGCGCAACCUGCAGUUCUACUUGGACAUCGCGGCAGGCGCCCAGGCUGGGGCGCUGGUCGUGCUAGCAGACGUCAAGACCAAGUCGAAGGAAUGCUUGGAGCAAGUGACGCACGCCAUGAGCAGUGUUCGCCGAAUCCAGCGCUUGCCGUUGUCCAAGCCCCCCACAGCUGAAGCAAUCGUUUUUCGCUUUGAAUCGUAAUCGUUGAGCCUAUCUCCGAUGGCAACGAUAGCUGUAUUUUCCGGAUAAGCGAAAAUACCGGAACGAAAUUCAAAAUCGUUUACCAACUGAC
Messenger RNA from Aphanomyces invadans, 937 nucleotides. RefSeq lists its product as hypothetical. NCBI's taxonomy places the organism in Eukaryota, Oomycota, Saprolegniomycetes, Saprolegniales, Verrucalvaceae. The record is from RefSeq and is a predicted model, not a curated record. The coding region runs from base 4 to 846 and encodes 280 amino acids. The transcript has a single exon.